AGAUGAUCCUUCUUCGUUGAUACUUCAAGACGAAAUCUACUAUAUCUUAGCUCUAAGGAAAUCUGGUGUUUUACCUUGUCGUUUCGAAGGUUAGAAUAUGAGAACAAUUUCGAAUUCUUGCUAAAUGUCAUCUCUCUCCGCAUCGGUUGCAGAGGCUAAUAAGCUUACUUCUAGUGGUUGUUCAUCAGUUCAAAAUCCUAUUCGUUUUGCAAGGCGAGGUGCAUUGCGAGAAAAGAACGUCUCAUAUGUGAAGGGUCAUGAGUUUGUUGCACGAUUCUUAAAGCAGUUCACAUUUUGCGGGCAUUGUAAAGACUUCAUAUGGGGCCUUGGUAUACAAGGUGUUCAGUGCAAAACGUGUCUGUUUACGGUUCAUAAAAGGUGUUAUCAACUAGUUACUUUCCAAUGCCCUGGCGCAGAUACUGGGCCAGAUACAGACUUUGAGAAAAAACACGAUUUCGUGCUGUACACGUACACAAGCCCAACAUUUUGUGAUCACUGUGGUUCUCUUCUUUAUGGUUUGCUACAUCAAGGAUAUAAAUGUAAAAACUGCAAUCUAAAUGUUCAUAAGAGAUGUACAUCUAAGGCUCCACGACUUUGUGGAAUGGAUCAUACAGAAAGGAGAGGCCGGAUGAAGGUUUCAAUUACAGCUCAAACAGGAAGAUUAAAAGUUGAAAGUGAGAACUUACUUUUCAGUUACUUAAUUUACUGAAAAUGAAAGUGACUUUUAAUGCACGAAUUAGCUCAUGAUCAUUUAGUUUCUACAGUCUUACUAAAUUCAAGUUAUCUAACCACUGAGCAAUAAGUGGUUGAUAUAGUUAUACUUGACGGUUAUCAAUCCUC
Messenger RNA from Schistosoma margrebowiei, 840 nucleotides. Lineage: Eukaryota; Metazoa; Platyhelminthes; Trematoda; Strigeidida; Schistosomatidae. The record is from the annotation of a GenBank genome assembly.